Phyllostomus hastatus (greater spear-nosed bat) is the source of this 3858-nucleotide messenger RNA. RefSeq names its product zinc finger X-linked protein ZXDB-like. Gene Ontology annotation, molecular function: transcription coregulator activity. Gene Ontology annotation, biological process: regulation of transcription by RNA polymerase II. Lineage: Eukaryota; Metazoa; Chordata; Mammalia; Chiroptera; Phyllostomidae. Gene Ontology annotation, cellular component: nucleus. The record is from RefSeq and is a predicted model, not a curated record.
AAAAGGGGGGAAGCAGGGAUUCUUUAAACUAUAGGUACCCCAUCAUCAAGUCAUCUCUGUAAACAUCUCUCUUGCUAGGCAUUUCACCCCAUCUUUAUAUCAAUUCCCAACUUACUGAUGACAGACAAACUGGAGGAUCAACAUCAUCAAUGACAAGAUCAUUAGGCAUCUCAGGCCAAAUCCUUCACAGUGAGACUGGGCCACCACAACUAAAUGUAGGCAGGUGCACAGGGUAGUGGUAGGGGGGUGCAUUGCACAUGGUCAUCUGUGCAUUUUUUCUCGGGAGACUUCACUGCAGUGACUUAGGGUUUAACCUUACCACAUCGAACUGGUACUUCCACCCAGAGACCUCCCCGUGCUAAAGAAUCUAGGGAAAGCUGAGGCCUGUCCUCCCUGUGCUGUGAGACUGGACGUGAAAUGUCCAUGCCGGAACCGAUGGUGGAAGUGCAGAGUUGGCCUAGGUCGUGCACUGUAUAGAGAGAACCGGGCAGUGGUUUUGUAACGGUGGGAAAUUAUAACCCAGCCCACCAUUCUUUUGAUGUUGUUCCUAUAAGUGCUGACUCGGUCUAAUACGUGGCCUAUAGAUGAACAGCAUGUUCGUAUGAGAAUCCUAGGAACUAGUUUCGAAAGAUACAGACCCAGAUCCUCAGGCAUCCCAGCUCGGGGAGAUUUGCUGACCUUCAACCACAGAGCCCCGGGGCCAUGAAGCCAGCGUGACUAAACCAGGAUGAUGCACACCGGACCCCCACUUGCCUUAUCGAACGGACCCUGCUCCUCUGCACUAGAGAACUCUGCAACCCCCUCUCUUGAUGUCUUGGUUCUGUUCCCUUCUCCCUCCUUAUAAAACACCUCUGCCUUCACUGAGAGGUGGAGAUGGGCUUUGAGACAGGGGUCCCCCAUCUUCCAGAUAGCCAGCUUUUGCAAAUAAACCACUUUCCUUUACAUGGGCACCUGUCUCUGGAGUACUGGCUUUCCGCGGCAGGCAGGCAGCCGGACCCGCCUUCGGUUACAGUUUGGGUUUUCUAGAUUUCCAUAGAAAUUGUUCCAUCCCCCAGGCUUUGCUUUCUAGGCUGAACAGUGCUAAUCUGUUUUGGCCCCACCUCCUACUGAUUGUAAUUUCUGCAUCAGCAGAACAAAAAAAUAUUAAGUAUGUGCCCCACUUUCCUGCUCAAGACCAUUCUGGAUAGGGAAGUUGGCCAGGAAAACAAACAACAAGAAGGACGACGACGACAUCAUUUUCAGUGGCAAUUCCUAGUGGCAGGGUAGAGUAACGUUGACACAAACUGUAUUCUCCGAGGAAUAGUCUCUCAUCCAUCAAUCCAGCCAGCCAGCCAGUCAACGAAUUUUCACACGAACGUGUUCGGGCCCGCGGCAGGGGGCGGGGUCGCACCUCCUCCGCGGCUCUGGUUCCAGCAGAGCCUCUCAGACGCGGAGAUGGAAAUCCCGAGGCUGCUCCCGGCUCGCGGGAUGCGACAGGGCGGCGGCGCUGGCAGCCCCGCGGGCGGCGGCCGAAUCCACGGAGGCCCUGACCCGCGGGCUGGCCAGGCCCCCGCGCGCCGCCUCCUGCUGCUCCGGGGCCCCCAAGAUGGCGGGCCCGGGCGGCGGCGCGAGGAGGCCCGCGCGGCCUCCCGGGGGCCCGGGCUCGGCCCGAGCCCUUUGGCGCCGAGGCCGGAUCAGGCCGGCGGCGGCGUCGUCGGCGGCGGCGACUUCUUCCUGGUGCUGCUGGACCCGGUGGGUGGCGACGUGGAGACCUCGGGCGCUGGCCAGGCCGCAGGGCCCGUCUGGAGGGAGGAGGCCGAACCCGGCCCAGGGCUCCAGGGGGGCGAGAGCGGCGCGAACCCCGCGGGCCGCCCCGCGCCAGGGCCCCGCUGCCUGUCCGCGCUCCCCGCCCCGGCCCCGUCCCCGAUCCCCGCCCCAGGCCUGGGCCCCGCCGCGGCCUUCGCGGGCACCGUGACCAUCCACAACCAGAACCUGCUGCUGCGCUUCGAGAACGGCGUCCUGACCCUGGCCACGCCCCCGCCGCCAGCCUGGGAGCCCGGGGUGGCGCCUGCCCCGCAGCCCGGCGGUCUGGUCGCCCCGCAAGCGGGGGUUCCACACGCCGCGCAGCCUGGCGACUGCCCGGAGCUGCCGCCGGACCUCCUGCUGGCCGAGCCCGCGGAACCCGCGCCAGCCCCUGCGCCGGAGGAGGAGGCGGAGGGCCCGGCCGCGGCCGAGAGCCCCCGCGGGCCGCUGGGCCCGGGCCCGGGCGUGGUGCUGUACCUGUGUCCGGAGGCGCAGUGCGGGCAGACCUUCGCCAAGAAGCACCAGCUGAAGGUGCACCUGCUGACGCAUAGCAGCAGCCAGGGCCAGAGGCCCUUCAAGUGCCCCCUGGGCGGCUGCGGCUGGACAUUCACCACCUCCUACAAGCUCAAGAGGCACCUUCAGUCGCACGACAAACUGCGGCCCUUCGGCUGCCCGGCGGAGGGCUGCGGUAAGAGCUUCACCACCGUGUACAACCUCAAGGCGCACAUGAAGGGCCACGAGCAGGAGAACUCGUUCAAGUGUGAGGUGUGCGAAGACAGCUUCCCCACUCAGGCCAAGCUCAGCGCCCACCAGCGCAGCCACUUUGAGCCUGAGAGGCCCUACCAGUGCGCUUUUUCCGGCUGCAAGAAGACGUUCAUCACGGUGAGUGCUCUGUUUUCCCAUAACCGCGCCCACUUCAGGGAGCAGGAACUCUUUUCCUGCUCCUUUCCUGGCUGCAGCAAACAGUACGACAAGGCUUGUCGGCUGAAAAUCCACCUGCGGAGCCACACCGGCGAGAGACCUUUCCUUUGUGACUUUGACGGCUGUGGCUGGAACUUCACCAGCAUGUCCAAACUGUUAAGGCACAAAAGGAAGCACGACGACGACCGGAGGUUCAUGUGCCCUGUGGAAGGCUGUGGGAAAUCUUUCACGAGGGCCGAGCAUCUGAAAGGCCACAGCAUAACCCACCUGGGCACGAAGCCUUUUGUGUGCCCUGUGGAAGGCUGCUGUGCCAGGUUCUCCGCCCGCAGCAGUCUCUACAUUCACUCCAAGAAACACUUGCAGGAUGUAGACACCUGGAAGAGCCGUUGCCCAGUGUCCACCUGUAAUAAACUCUUCACAUCGAAGCACAGCAUGAAGACCCACAUGGCCAAAAGGCACAACCUCGGCCAGGAUCUCUUGGCUCAGCUAGAAGCUGCAAAUUCUCUCACGCCCAGCAGUGAACUGACCAGCCAGGGACAGAGCGAUCUCAGUGAUGCAGAGCUGGUGUCUCUCUUCUCUGAUGUGCCUGGCAAUAGUUCUGCUGCAGUGCUGGACACGGCAUUGGUGAACUCGGGAAUCUUGACUAUCGAUGUGGCUUCUGUGAGCUCCACUCUGGCUGGGAGCCUCCCUGCUAGCAACAGUAAUUCCUUAGUGCAGGCUGUGGACCCGCGGGCCUUGAUGGCCACAACUGACCUCCCUCAAAGCCUGGAUACCUCUCUCUUUUUUGGAACGACAGCCACCGGUUUUCAGCAGAGCCCCUUAGAUAUGGAUGAUGUCACCAGCGUGAGUGCGGGGCCAUUGGGAUCUCUGGGCUCUCUGGCUAUGAAAAACUCCAGUCAGGAGCCCCAGGCUUUGACCCCCAGCAGUAAGCUGACUGUGGACACGGAUGCUCUGACUCCUUCAAGCACCCUUUGUGAAAACAGUGUCUCAGAACUACUGACGCCGACCAAAGCAGAAUGGAACGUACAUCCUGAUGCUGACUUCUUUGGGCAGGAGGAAGAAACCCAGUUUGGAUUCUCCAACCCAGUGGGAAACCAUGGUUGUCAGAAAGAAACAGAUCUGAUCACGGUGACUGGCAGCUCAUUUUUGGUAUGA